AUGGAUGAAAUGGAAACUGGUCUAAGUUGGUCUAAUCUAGUCAGAUUUGGGACUUUUGGAGCUGCGGUAAUCUGGGCAUGGCACGAAUGCGUUGGACAACAGAUAAUAACAGGUUGGCUACUUUCAAGACCGAAGAAAGAGGCUGACUCUCUACUGGAACUGUUCAGGAACUCUUAUUCCACACUGUUUCAAUAUGCGAGUCGGCAUCUUAAUUUCAAAACCAAGGUCUUAGAAGCAUUUGUGGUUCGACAGGCAUGCGAUGUUUUGGCAGGGAUUUUACCUUCAAAGGAUGAGAAAGAACGACCUCCAAUGCCGCAGCCCAGUUCUAUAAGGUUCAGUGAUGCCAGAAACACCAAUGAGAAGCAGUCCGAUGAAGAGCAACAGGUUUCCAUACUACGAGAAAUCGCGUUACGCGGCGGUUGGGAGGGUCAAACCACGGAUGGAAGGUUUUAUCCACAGAUCCAAUUUUCGAUUGAAUACACGUUCUCUGAGAAGCAGUCCGAUGAAGAGCAACAGGUUUCCAUACUACGAGAAAUCGCGUUACGCGGCGGUUGGGAGGUAACCCAAAGACAUCUUGCACGGCUUUAUGCAUUUGCAAUACUAUGGAGUAUCGGGGCUCUUCUGGAGUUAGACGAUCGAGGAAAACUGGAAUCUUUCAUCAGACAACAUGACAGCAUUCGUUUGGAUCUUCCCCCACUGUCAAUAGGCUCCAACGACUCGGCGUUUGACUUCCUGGUUUCGGAGGCUGGAGAAUGGAUUCACUGGUCAACACGUGUGGAGGAGUUUGUUUACCCAACAGACCAUACUCCCGAGUACAGCAGUCUCCUAGUGCCGAACGUAGAUAACGUACGCACUGAGUUUCUCAUCGAUAUUAUCUCAAAGCAGGUCAAGUCUGUGUUACUGAUCGGUGAACAAGGCACGGCAAAAACGGUGAUCAUCAACAAGUAUCUUAGCCGGUAUGAUCCGGAAUUUCACGAAACACGAACCAUGAACUUCUCAAGUGUGACCACACCCAAUUUGAUUCAAAAAACCAUCGAAAGCUUUGUGGAUAAACGUCUCGGGAAUACUUACGGUCCGCCUGCGGGACGAAAAAUGACGGUCUUUUUUGAUGAUAUCAGUAUGCCAAUUGUGAACGAAUGGGGUGACCAGGUUGGAAACGAAAUCGUGAGACAGCUGAUCGAAAUGAACGGGUUCUAUAAUCUUCACAAACCAGGAGACUUCACCUCAAUUGUGGACAUGCAAUUUUUAGCAGCAAUGAUCCAUCCAGGAGCUGGCAGGAACGAUAUUCCGGAGAGACUAAAAAGGCAGUUUGCCAUAUUUAACUGCACCUUACCAAGUAAUAAUUCUAUCGACAAGAUAUUUGGUCUCAUUGCAUUUGGACAUUUUGGAAGCGCAAGAGGAUUUUCGGAUGAAAUCCAACAACUGAUCUCACGACUUGUUCCGACAACACGAAUUCUGUGGCAUACAGUAAAGGGUAAAAUGCUACCAACUCCCGCCAAAUUUCACUAUAUUUUCAACUUGCGUGAUCUCAGUCGUAUAUGGCAAGGCAUGAUCAGCACCACAGCCGACAUUAUUAAUACGCCUAAUAAGCUGAUCGACUUGUGGCGUCACGAAUGCCAUCGGGUACUCGCGGACAGCGAUCCACCAGAGCCAACUGGUGACGAACCCGAGGAUUACGUUGUCCAAAUUCCAAGAAUCUAUGAACCGAUUACUUCAUUCCAACAGCUGAACACUCGACUACUUACGUUUUUGAGGCGUUACAAUGAAAGUAUACGUGGUGCUCCAAUGGAUCUCGUCCUGUUCGAAGAUGCCGUGACUCAAAUUGUUCGCAUCUCUCGUAUAUUGUACAUGCCGAAGGGACAUACCUUGCUUGUUGGUGUUGGUGGGUCCGGCAAACAGUCACUGACACGUCUUGCCUCGUUCAUCGCUGGCUAUCAAACCCAUCAGAUUACCCUCACCAGGUCAUACAACGUGAACAACUUAACUGAAGACCUGAAAAUUCUCUAUCGCACCGCUGGUCAAAAAGGCAAAGGAAUCACCUUCUUGUUUACAGAUCAGGAAAUCAAAGAUGAGGCGUUUCUCGAGUACUUGAACAAUAUGCUAUCAUCUGGGGUCAUAUCAAACCUCUUCGCAAGAGAUGAGAUGGAUGAAAUCUGCCAAGAACUCAUACCUGUCAUGAAAAGAGAAUUCCCCCGACGGGCACCGACAAACGAGAACCUGCAGGCAUACUUUUACGCCCGAACGCGACAUAAUCUUCAUAUUUCACUGUGUUUCUCUCCUGUUGGAGAGAAGUUCCGGACUCGAGCGCUGAAAUUCCCUGGUCUUUUUUCUGGUUGCACCAUCAUCUGGUUCCAUCGCUGGCCUCGAGAGGCCUUGGUCGCGGUGGCUGACCACUACUUGUCCAAUUUUCCACUUCGUUGCACCGAUAACGUCAAAGCAGAAAUAAUCAGUUCGAUGGGAGGCAUCCACGACGGUGUCGCUGAGUCCUGCAACGAAUACUUCUUGAGGUUCCGUCGACCAACUCACGUAACCCCCAAGUCUUACCUAUCCUUCUUAGCGGGUUACAAAGAUGUAUACAAGCAGCAGUUCAAUUACUUUGAACAGCAAGUUGAACGCAUGAACGGUGGGUUGAAGAAACUUGUUGAGGCACAAGAAAGUGUGGCCCAGCUAAAAAAUGAAUUGAUUGUCAGAGAAAAAGAAUUGGAGGUGGCAAACAAAGAAGCUGAGGAAGUCUUGCAAACGGUCACCAUUGAGCAACAGGCAUCCACAGAAAUACGAAAUAAGGUGCAGGUCGUGAAAGACAGGGCCCAAGCAAUUGUGGAUGAAAUAGACAGGGAGCGGACAAUUGCUGAGGCUAAACUUGAAGCUGCUAAACCGGCCUUAUUGGAGGCAGCCGAAGCUCUGAACACAAUAAAACCUGCGGAUAUUGCCACAGUCCGACGGCUUGGAAAACCGCCGAAUCUGAUCAUGCGCAUUAUGGACUGCGUUUUGUUACUGUUCCAGCGUCACUUGGAGCCCUACAAACCAGAUAUGGAACGGAUGUGCCCACGCCCAAGCUGGUCUGAAUCACUAAAAUUUAUGACCAAUACGGGUUUUCUUCAGUUGCUGAUGACAUUUCCGAAAGAUACAAUAAACGAGGAGACCGUAGAAUUGCUUGAGCCUUAUUUGACUCUUGAGGACUACACUUUGGAUGUAGCUACGAAAGUUUGUGGAAAUGUAGCUGGACUUUUAUCAUGGACGCGAGCAAUGUCUUACUUCUACUCAAUCAAUAGAGAUGUUCUUCCGAUGAAGGAUAACUUGGUCAAACUUGAAGCUCGGCUGACGAGAGCGAUGCGUGAUCUUCAGACAGCACAAGAAACCCUUGACGAGAAAGAGCGCGAGUUGGCGAAAGUUCAAGCUGUAUACGAGGAGGCUCUUCGCAAGAAACGAACGUUAACUGACAACGCCGAACAAUGCCGCCGAAAAAUGACAGCGGCGUCAACGCUAAUCGGUAGUCUAGGAGAAGAGCAGGUACGUUGGACCGAACAAAGCAAGUCAUUUGAACAACAAAUUACAAGCCUAGUCGGUGAUGUUCUAGUUGCGACGGCCUUCCUUUCAUACUGUGGACCGUUCAAUCAAGAAUUUCGCCAGACGUUCAUCUUAUCGUGGCUGAGAGAGGUCAGAAUCCGUCGUAUUCCCGGUUCGCCAUCCGUCAACUUGAUAUCCAUGUUAACGGAUCAAACACAGCUCGGUGAGUGGAAUUUACAAGGGCUACCUACAGAUGAACUUUCAAUACAAAAUGGGAUCAUUGUGGACAAAGCCAGUCGAUAUCCAUUACUAAUUGACCCGCAAGGUCAAGGAAAACAAUGGAUAAAGAAUCGCGAAAGAACUAAUGGUAUGGUUAUUACCACGCUUUGGAAUAAGUAUUUCCGUCAGCACCUCGAAGACACAUUAUCCACUGGCCGUCCGCUGCUCAUCGAAGAUGUUGGAGAAGAACUGGAUCCAGUCUUGGAUAAUGUGUUGGAGAAGAACUUUAUUAAACAAGGAUCUAUACAUAAGGUCAAGGUGGGUGACAAAGAAGUUGAUGUGUUGAAAGGAUUCAAGCUCUAUAUUACAACGAAGCUUGCCAAUCCUACAUAUACUCCGGAGAUUUCAGCCAGGACAUCGAUUAUCGACUUUGCAGUCACUAUGAAGGGACUUGAAGAUCAGUUGCUUGGGCGGGUGAUUCAGAGCGAAAGACAAGAACUUGAAUCUCAGCGAAUUCAACUGAUGGAGAAUGUUCAGGCUAACAAAACCAAAAUCAAAGAGCUCGAAAAUAACCUGCUGAUGCGUUUAGCCAGCGUGCAAGGCUCACUUGUCGAUGACGUGGAUCUGAUUGAUGUCUUGAAUUCGACCAAAUCAACUGCGGCUGACGUGAGCCAAAAACUGUUGAUCGCAUCAGAGACCGAAAUGCAAAUCAACGCGGCACGAGAAGAGUAUAGACCAAUCGCUACUCGCGGUUCUGUUCUCUAUUUCUUGAUUGUUGAAAUGAGUUUGGUCAACUGCAUGUACCAAAUAUCGCUGCGCCAAUUCUCAAACUUGUUUGACCUUUCAUUGGAAGAAUCGGAGAAAUCUCCCGCGACUCAAAAACGGAUUGCAAUUGUGAUUGAUUACAUGACGUACAGGGUGUGGAAAUAUGUAAUUCGCGGACUGUAUGAGGUGGACAAACCCGUGUUCUCCCUGCUAUUGGCACUUAAGAUCGAUUUAAAAGCCGGAAAAAUAAGACACGAAGAAUUUCAAUGCUUCAUCAAAGGAGGUGCGUCCCUUGAUCUGAACACAGUCAGACCAAAACCCUUCAAGUGGAUCACGGAUAUGACAUGGUUACACUUGGUCGCCUUGUCCAACCUCAACCAGUUUUCCAAUUUGUUGGACCAGGUGACAAAAAAUGAUCGAGCAUGGCGACACUGGUUAGAUAAGAGCACGCCUGAGACAGAACACAUUCCUGAUGGAUAUCAGAACAGUGUGGAUGCUUUUCGACGACUAUUGUUGAUUCGAGCUUGGUGUCCAGACCGUGUGAUGGAUCAGGCUAAUAACUAUGUGAACAGCACACUGGGGCCUAGAUAUUCCGAAGGAUUCAUUCUCGAUAUUGAAGGAGUGUUUAUGGAAUCUACACCGCGUUGGCCUAUGGUUGGUCUGCUCAGUAUGGGAUCGGACCCCACUAUGCAAAUCGAGUUGCUGGCGAAGAAGUUCAGAGAUUUUCUGGAUAUCAGUAACCUACCGCAGUGGAAGCCGAUGGUUUUCGCUGUCUCGUUUCUGCACACCACCGUACAGGAAAGGCGUCAAUACGGUCCACUCGGCUGGAACAUUCCUUAUGAGUUCAACAUCUCUGAUCUGAAUGCUAGUCUACAAUUUGUUCAGAAUCACCUUGAUGAGCUGAACGCCAAUAAGGGAAUUGAUUGGAAAUGUGUGCGAUACAUGUUGGGCGAAAUUCAGUAUGGUGGAAGAGUUACUGAUGAUUUUGACAAGAGACUGCUAGUUACCUAUUGCAAACGAUGGUUUCAAGAAUCCCUAUUCAAUCCAGACUUCAUGUUCGCAACGGACAUACCUAUGCCUCCAGUGGCGAAACUGCAGGAUACAAUGGGUUGGAUUAAUGAUCUUCCACCUGCACACUCACCAAACGUUUUUGGUUUACACGAGAACGCAAAUAUUGUAUAUCAAAGCAAGAGAGUGAAAACCAUUCUUGACUGCAUUCUCAACAUACAGCCUAAGGAUGCCAGUGCCGGUGCUGGUGAAACUAGAGAGGACGUCGUCCUUCGUAUGGCUGAUGAUAUGUUAAGUAAACUCCCACCGGACUAUGUGCCAUUUGAAGUGUCCGAACGAUUAGCUGAGCUUGGGGCACUUCAGCCAAUGAAUAUUUUCCUGCGCCAGGAAUUGGAACGUAUUCAACGACUUUUGAGUCUUGUGCGGACGUGCCUCACAGAACUACGACUGGCCAUCGAUGGGACUAUCGUCAUGAGUGAAUCUUUGAGAGAAGCUCUAGACUUUAUGUACGACGCUCGGAUCCCUACAAGCUGGACCAAGCCUAAGGAUGCCAGUGCCGGUGCUGGUGAAACUAGAGAGGACGUCGUCCUUCGUAUGGCUGAUGAUAUGUUAAGUAAACUCCCACCGGACUAUGUGCCAUUUGAAGUGUCCGAACGACUAGCUGAGCUUGGAGCACUUCAGCCAAUGAAUAUUUUCCUGCGCCAGGAAUUGGAACGUAUUCAACGACUUUUGAGUCUUGUGCGGACGUGCCUCACAGAACUACGACUGGCCAUCGAUGGGACUAUCGUCAUGAGUGAAUCUUUGAGAGAAGCUCUAGACUUUAUGUACGACGCUCGGAUCCCUACAAGCUGGACCAAGGGUUUUCUGACAGCUAUUCGUCAAGAGGUUACUCGGAGUCAUAAAGGCUGGGCGCUGGAUACGGUGAUCUUGUGGAACGAGGUGAUGAAAGUCAUGAGAGAUGAUAUUAACCGACCACCACCUGAGGGCGCUUAUGUUUACGGGCUGUUCCUGGAAGGGGCUGAUUUUGAUCGUCGCAAUUUGCGGUUGUCUGAAGCCAAGCCAAGGGUACUAUACGAACCAAUGCCGGUCAUUCAUAUACAAGCACUCGAUGUUGCGAAAGACAAAGAAUUUGCAAAAGACCGGUUAAACGAUAUGUAUAUUUGUCCGGUGUACAAAAAGCCCCGUCGCACAGACUUGACGUAUGUAGCUUCAUUUUAUUUGCGUUGUCCACCAACAAAACCGCCCGAUCAUUGGAUACUUCGCGGUACUGCACUUCUCUGUGAUAUACGCUAA
This is a messenger RNA of Opisthorchis viverrini, 6792 nucleotides long. RefSeq lists its product as hypothetical. Gene Ontology annotation, molecular function: dynein intermediate chain binding; minus-end-directed microtubule motor activity; dynein light intermediate chain binding. The record is from RefSeq and is a predicted model, not a curated record. Gene Ontology annotation, cellular component: dynein complex. The coding region runs from base 1 to 6792 and encodes 2263 amino acids. NCBI's taxonomy places the organism in Eukaryota, Metazoa, Platyhelminthes, Trematoda, Opisthorchiida, Opisthorchiidae. Gene Ontology annotation, biological process: microtubule-based movement. The transcript has 23 exons.